Staurois parvus is the source of this 302-nucleotide messenger RNA. The record is from the annotation of a GenBank genome assembly. NCBI's taxonomy places the organism in Eukaryota, Metazoa, Chordata, Amphibia, Anura, Ranidae.
AUGUAUGUGAAAUGGGUUGAAACAGCAAUGUUUUACUAUGUGAUUUUAGUGUAUUUAUUGAAUGUUACUUUUUGUCAUUUUCAAAUUUCCCACCGUUCCGUCCCUGUACGUCCCGACGCACCCAGAUGACAGAUGUCGGCAUCUGCCGGAUUACAUUGCCGGGGCCACUGCAGGAGGGACAUCGCGGGAGCGCAGGACAAGGUAAGAGAAGAACAGAUCCCGGAUCAGCGUUGCAUGGUAUUCCCGAGUGUAGUUCGGGGUUACCGCUUGUGCUACACUCGGGAAUACCGCCAGGGGGGUUA